AUGGGUUGGAAACAUUUCGCAACUAGGCUCUGGCUCUGGUGCAAGUCCCGGGUGACCGCCUAUCAUGGUGCGUUGACCAAGGACUUUAACUACGCGUCGGAUUUCUUCUUCGGAUUGGACUUUCUGAUGGUGACGGCCGGAAUACGAUUUCGCUCGGACAAUGUGAACCUCCAACGCUGCUGGAACAUCUACCGUUGGCUCAUCUAUUGCCCGUUGCCAGUCGCUCUGUGGAAUACGUACCUCGGCGUAAAACGUGGGGAAAGCUUUGUAAAUUUGCUGAACAGCAUGCAAGCAAUACUGUGCGUAGUUAUCAGUUCAGUGCGAUGGGCUCUUAUUAUUUGGCAGUAUGAACCAUUGAUGGAGAUCAAGCGAUACUUGAAUGGCAAGCAAUUUGGAAGGAAUCUGGAUCAGUCACUUGGAAUCCGCAGUGCAGUUUUCUACCAGAUUCGAACAAUAGUGAUUCGCGCCAUUGGGUGCAUGUGUGCAUUCACUGUCACUGUUCCAGCUCUUGACAUUUCAAAUCACCACUAUUUGAAGUUGCCGUUUGAUGUUCGGGAGCAUUUUCCGUGCGUUCAGUUCUUAAUUGAGAAGUCAUAUUUCAUAUGGAUUUUCGGAAUACUCAUGUUGAUUGUACUAGUGUAUCUGCUAUUCUUCAUGAUCCUCACAGUGCUAACUGCGGAAGCGAAUAUAACUGCGUUGGCGUUCUCUGCAGUAUUGGACAGCACCAGGAAAAGAGUUAAUUUGAAACUGCAAAUGGAACCCGGCAACUCUCGCCAAUUUGAAGCAAAGACAAAGUACUACUUUUGGAAGUUUCUUCAAGAAGAGGUAGGCAAAUGUGUCCAGCAGCACGUUGAUUUCCUCGCGAUGAAAAACAAAAUUAAACUACUGUUGAAUGCCAGCUUCUUGGUCAUUUACUACUUGACCACGCUCAGCUUGGCCAGUGGAGCGAUUUAUCUGUCCCAGAUGACAUCCGUUACGAUCUUCUCGCUGCAUACGUUAUCGUACUGUCUCUGGAUCGCCUUCGAAUGUGGUUCAUUGACGCGAUUAGUGGACCUGCUGACUGACGCGAGCGAAUCAAUCGGAUGGGCGAUGUACGAGCUGGCAUGGCCAACGGAACUGCAGUACGACGAGCGGUUCCAGGCGGAAUAUCGGUCCGUGCGCGAAGCAAUGGCGAUCGUCAUGACGGUUUCCCAGCAACCGCUGGGAUUCGACUGCUUCGGGUUGUUUGAAUUUAACCUGGAACGGUUCUACGAGCUGCUCAAUAUGGCGUACAGUUUUUACACGUUCCUGAGGGAUUUUGUGUGAAAAAUGGAUUUAUUAUUUUAAGAUAGAUGUUUGAUGAUUUUUUCAUGGUUCAUCGUAAAUCAAUUUAAGAGAAAACAAACUGCUAAGUUCAUGUCAAAUGUAUUUUAAGGAGAGGUAAAAACUUGACAACAUAUAUAAAUUAGACACAAGAUUUAUUUAAGUUAAUUUGCAAUUAUUAGUUUUAUGGU
Molecule: messenger RNA, 1493 nt
Organism: Culex pipiens pallens (northern house mosquito)
Lineage: Eukaryota; Metazoa; Arthropoda; Insecta; Diptera; Culicidae
Exons: 2
Coding region: 1-1305 (434 amino acids)
Biological process (GO): sensory perception of smell; detection of chemical stimulus involved in sensory perception of smell
Cellular component (GO): plasma membrane
Molecular function (GO): olfactory receptor activity; odorant binding
Source: RefSeq, a predicted model, not a curated record